AUGCAACCGGUCAACUCUGGUCUUCUCUCGAGAAAUGAAAAACUGACUGGUUCAACUCAUUUCGUAUUCGUCUCAUCUCAUUUGCUUGUUCGAUCUGUUGGAGAAAUGCAAGGUUGGUCGAACAAAUAUAAUUUAUAUCACAACGAGGGAAGGAGAUUCGGAGUUAUUAGGGAAAGACUACGCAGACUUCUAGUUUUGGUUAUAAGGCACCGUAGCUCUGCAUGA
Auanema sp. JU1783 is the source of this 225-nucleotide messenger RNA. The record is from the annotation of a GenBank genome assembly. NCBI's taxonomy places the organism in Eukaryota, Metazoa, Nematoda, Chromadorea, Rhabditida, Rhabditidae.